GUAAAAUAAAACUUGAGUAUUCCAAAAAGGUUAAAAAAAAAAUGAAAAUACUGGUCACCGGCUCUACUGGUUACUUAGGCGCACGACUCUGCCACGCUCUCCACCGUCGCGGCCACUCCGUACGCGCCUUAGUCCGUCGCACCAGUGACCUCUCUGAUCUACCUCCAGAAAUCGAGCUCGCUUACGGAGACGUUACGGACUACCGUUCACUAGCGGAUGCUUGCUCCGGUUGCGAUAUCGUUUUCCACGCCGCGGCUUUAGUCGAGCCUUGGCUUCCUGAUCCAUCCCGAUUCAUCUCAGUCAACGUUGGUGGACUGAAGAACGUCUUGGAAGCAGUUAAGGAGACGAAGACCGUGCAGAAGGUUAUGUACACUUCUUCCUUCUUCGCUCUUGGGUCUACUGAUGGAUCUGUUGCUGAUGAGACUCAAGUUCAUAGUGAGAAAUUUUUCUGCACGGAGUAUGAGAGAUCUAAGGCUACUGCUGAUAAGAUUGCUUUGAAUGCUGCUUCUGAUGGUCUGCCUAUAAUUUUGCUGUAUCCUGGUGUUAUCUAUGGUCCAGGCAAGCUUACUACAGGCAAUAUGGUUGCUAGAUUGUUAAUCGAACGCUUUAACGGGAGAUUACCUGGAUAUAUUGGCUCUGGGAAUGAUAGAUACUCCUUCAGCCAUGUUGAUGAUGUUGUGGAGGGUCAGAUUGCUGCAAUGGAAAAAGGUAGGCUUGGUGAGAGAUACUUACUCACUGGGGAAAAUGCUUCUUUCAAGCUUGUCUUUGAUAUGGCUGCACUGAUUACUGGAACCAAGAAGCCAAACUUUAGCAUUCCAUUAUGGGCAAUCAACGCAUACGGAUGGGUAUCUGUUCUAAUCUCUCGGGUUACAGGAAAGCUUCCACUUAUCAGUCCUCCGACUGUGACAGUGCUGAGACAUCAGUGGGCAUACUCUUGUGACAAGGCUAAGCGAGAACUCGGUUAUAACCCUCGAAGCCUUAAGGAAGGAUUGGAGGAGAUGCUCCCUUGGUUGAAGAGUUUGGGCGUCAUUCGAUACUGAAAUUAAAAUUUCCCAUCUUUCAGGAGCAGCAGCUUUUAGACUAUUAAGUCCGUUGCAGCACAUUGCAGAAGGAGUUCCCCCAGCUUUUAGAUAAGGCAAACAUUGUGCUAAGUACAUGUUUACCUGCGGACAUGCUAUGGCUUCUCCAUGAUACGCAGUCACCAUUAAAAUUGUAAUAACAAGCAGUAACACUGUCCGGGUUGCAGUAGUAAUGUUCCUCAUCUUUUGGUUUUGUUGACUUAUUGAGUUUUUAACAAUUAUGUUUUGAUUUGUUUUCUCAAUGAAUUGUUUUCUCAAUGAAUUGUUUUCUUGAUCUA
Camelina sativa (false flax) is the source of this 1357-nucleotide messenger RNA. RefSeq lists its product as uncharacterized. The record is from RefSeq and is a predicted model, not a curated record. Gene Ontology annotation, molecular function: aldehyde dehydrogenase (NAD+) activity. Lineage: Eukaryota; Viridiplantae; Streptophyta; Magnoliopsida; Brassicales; Brassicaceae. Gene Ontology annotation, cellular component: cytoplasm.